Molecule: messenger RNA, 3711 nt
Organism: Colias croceus (clouded yellow)
Lineage: Eukaryota; Metazoa; Arthropoda; Insecta; Lepidoptera; Pieridae
Product: breast cancer type 1 susceptibility protein homolog
Exons: 9
Coding region: 116-3652 (1178 amino acids)
Biological process (GO): negative regulation of fatty acid biosynthetic process; positive regulation of transcription by RNA polymerase II; double-strand break repair via homologous recombination
Cellular component (GO): BRCA1-BARD1 complex; plasma membrane; BRCA1-A complex
Molecular function (GO): ubiquitin-protein transferase activity
Source: RefSeq, a predicted model, not a curated record
UGCUCUAUAGUUUUGACAGUCAAAGAAUAAUAAAAUAAUUAUUCAUUCAUUACAGGUUGUCUGUUUUUAUAAAUCUUCCCCAUUUCAUUUCACUUCAUUAGCAUAUAAAUACACAAUGAACUAUGAAUCUAUAAUACAGACAAUAGAUUUAAAUCAAAUAUCUAAAAUUACUUUUCUUCAGAUUGAGCAAGUUACUUGUAUGGAAUGUUGUAAAUAUUAUAUAGUACCAACUACAGCUAUAUGUGGUCAUACAUUAUGUCAUACAUGCUGGCAUGGAAGACAAACUUGUCCCGUCUUGUCAUGUGGGUCUAAGAUUGACCGCAAAACUUUAAGACUCAACUUAGUACUACAAAAUCUGACAGAACAUGUACAUCAUCUAGCCAAUGCUGUCCAAGAUCUUUUUAAGUUCAAAUUGGAUGACUAUUUGCAUAGUACAGGAGGUGAAUUACUCAAUGUGAAAGAUCCCAAAAAGAAUGUCCAAGAUUGGUUAGCCAGUUCCCAAAAUCAUUUCUCAGCUCCAGUAAGUUCACAAAACUCCCUACAAGAAGUGAAUGCAGCUCAAAAAGUAAUUGUCACUGAUAUUCAGGUUCAUACAAACAGUAAAAAAAACCCAAGUACAACCAAUACAAUAUUUGUACCAGUAGAACAAAAAGAUUGGGACAAAAUUGAAGAAUUACCUGAUUCUGAGGAUAUAUUAAAUAAAGAUAAAGAGAACAUUAUUGGUCCCAUGGAUAUAGAGACCUAUAAUUUUAUGCCAAAUGAUGACAAUAUAGCAUAUUCUACAGACAAUCCAAGAAGAAGUUCCCGGAAAAAAGAUAAGGAAUGUAAUAGUGUAAAAAGUUCCAAAUUGGCCAAGCCCAAUAAAAAUAAUAAAAACUGGAAAAAUGUGAGAAAAAUGAAAAAAGAAUUCAGUAAGUUAAAUACGUUAAACAAAAACAAAUUAAAUGUCUCAAUUGAAAUGUGCAAAAAAGUCAAGAGCAAUAAUUUAAUAAAUAAAAUAACACCCCAAUCUAAUAAAAAAAAUGUUUGUAAUAGUAAUGAUGAUUCUGGAAAUGAUACAAUUGAAAAUGAUAAAAAAUUUGAGAAAAGCAAUAGUCCCAUGCAGACAGAUGAUAAAAUAGAAAUCAAUAUAGGAAAUAUCAAUCCUACUACAGAACUUAUCAACAGUUUAGAAAAAAACACAACUGAUCAUGAAAAUGAUAAAUCUAGGAAUAAAAAAAAUUAUGCAGAGCUUUUAACAAGAUCUGUUACUGAAAAGGAAACAUGUAAAAAGCCAAAUGUAUGCUUUUUCAAAAAGAAUAUUUUGAUUGGUACAGACAUUAAAAAUACAAUUCCUGUAAAUGUAUCAGAGAAUGAAAAAUUGGAAACAUAUGAUACUGAAGAUAUUGAAAUUACUAUAAAAAUAGGAAGUACUUUAACUAAUAUAUGCAUAAAAAAGAAAGAAAAUGAUGUACAGUUGAAAAUUAAUUCAGACAGAGAAAUACAAACAUCAGUAGAUAAACAAAGUAAUAAGAUAUCUGUUUCUACUUCACCUAUAAAAGGUAUAUAUGAGAAAAAUUCCACACAAAAUGAUAAAUGUGCACAAGUUAUUUCUUUGAAUCCAAAUAGUAAAGAGGGAAAUAUACCUGUAUCCCAAAAAUUAUCUCAAAAAAGUAAAAAAAAUACAGCAUCAGCAGAUACUGCUUCUGCAAAUAUGGAAAUUACUGAGAGUAUUGAAAGAGAACUAUCAACUGUGAUGGAAAAUAUUCAAGAAACAUCAGAAAAUAGAUCAUCCAUUGUAUCAAAAGCUAAAACUUUAGUUAAAGACCAUAAUGCUAAAGAUGUUGUGCCUAAUGAUGACGAAUUAAAUGAUUUAGAUAUAUUUGAUAGUGAAUCUGUCAAGGAGGGUAAUGUUCAAUCCCUAAAGGCUUUAGGCCAUGUUCCAUCUACAAUUCUAACAAGUAAUUUCAAUAAAUUAAGAACACAGAAAAACACAACUAAAAGAGAUAGGGAUGCAGGUGAUAUUGAUCAACCUUGCAGCAAAAAAACUAAAACAAAAAAUUCUCAAUUAACUCAACAAAAACAAGCUACUCAAAAAUCACACAAUGACAGUGAGCUUGGGAAUUAUGAUGAAAUUAUGAGCCAAGUAUUUGCUAAUAUUGAUGCAGAUAUGAAAAAUUUGCAUAAAAGCAAAGAUAAUGCCAAUGUAUCAAAUGCACAGCAAAAUAUUUCGCAAGCUUCAAUUAAUAAGCGUUUUUUACAGUCACAGAACAAAAAUGAUGAUAAAGGGCAAGGUAAUAUAGUGACGGAAAAAUAUAGCGAAAGUAUAUUUACCCUUAUGGAAAAAGAUAUUGAGGAUAUAGAUUUAAAAGAACCUACACAAUCUAAAGAUGAAACAAUUAUUGAUAAAAAUAAAUCAAAUGAUGAUCCAAAAAAAUUAUUAGAGGACCAUGAUAUGGAAAUUAUAGAAUUAAGCACACCACAACAUAAAGAUGAUGGUUCUGAUGAAAGUGUUGUGGAUGAAACACCACAGAAAAACAAUUCAUAUACAAAAAAACAUGCUGAUCUGAUUGUAAACAAAGAUAAAGCAUUAAAAUUGAAUCAAUAUGGUAAAUCUGGUGCCUCAAAGAAUGACAAAAAAUUGGAUGAAUCUCAGGGAAUUAUUGACAUAACAAGUUUCUCAGGCACUGUGGGUGAUUCAACAAAGAAUAGUAAAAAUAUUACUGUGGUGGAACAGCCUAAAGGGGGGAUAAAUUUCACGCCCAUAUCUAUUAAUAAAUUUGUCGAUAAUAUUAAGCAUAACUCAACACCAGUGUCGCGAAAAUCACUUAACUUCAGUGAGAGUGUUGAUAUUGAUAUAGACAAAACUUUGUGCCCAAGCAACUUUGUCGCUGCGAAAAAUACGCAAGAAAAAGAAAUCAUGAGCAAAGCUUUUGAACAAGAUGAUGUGAUGUCACAGAAUAUCAUGGCAAAUAACAGGAAGAAUCAGAAAUAUUAUAUAGCUGGAUCUUGCUUGAGUUUAUCUGAAAAAACAAAAGUUAAACAGUUGUGUGCACAGAGGAAUUGGAUCUUUAUGGAAAAAUAUACGAAGGAAUUAACACAUCUUAUUGUUAGUGUCGAUGAAGAAAAAAAGGCGCAACGUUCAGCCAAAUUCAUGUGUGCAUUAGCAGCAUCAAAAUGGAUUGUGGCAUAUGACUGGGUAGAGAAGUGUUUGCAAACCAACCAGAUUGUUGAUGAGGAACCAUACGAGGCGUUAGAUAUUACAGGGGAGCCGGGCCCGAAACGUUCUCGACUCACGAAGCAAAAACUUUUUAACGGCAUCAAGUUCUUUUGUAUGCCGCCGUUUGGAGUUCUCGAUGUAGACACGCUCAAGGAGAUAUUGGAAUCCGCGGGUGGUACGGUGGUGAACCAAGCGAAGGCGGUAGAAGUGACGUCAUCACCCGCACUGCUGUUGGCCGAGCCAGAGUCUACGCAGGAAGAUCGAUUUAUAUAUCUUGCAAUGGAACUGUGUAUCGUGCCAGUGAACUAUGAGUGGGUGCUGAAUUGCCUCGGCAGCUACACUCUGUGCUCCAUUCACGAGUUAUUAUUGUGCCCCUCGUCCCUUCUACCGCCCGCUACAUCAAAAUGGCCGACAGCAUUGAUUACCCGGGAAAAUGAUUCGCUGAUUGAAUAAUGAUUAUAAUUUAUUGUAUAGUAUGCAGAUGAUAUAUAAUAAUAAAUAUAUUUUUAUUA